Racocetra persica is the source of this 361-nucleotide messenger RNA. The record is from the annotation of a GenBank genome assembly. Lineage: Eukaryota; Fungi; Glomeromycota; Glomeromycetes; Diversisporales; Gigasporaceae.
AUGUGUGAAGAGGAUUUUAAUCUUAAAAAGGAAGAGAUAAAAACUCUUGGGUUUUAUUCAGCUAGAUUUGAGAAGGGAAGCGAAUUUGAAAAACUUCAUUUACAAGGGUACAUUCAAUUUAACACUAGAGUUACUGGAAAAUAUAUAAAGCAACAUUUUGGAAACAAUUUACAUAUCGUUGUGCCAACUUUUAACCUAUGGAGAAAGCAGAAUUCAGAUAGACCAUAUAAAACUAGUGCAGAAUGCAGAUAUGAGUAUUCCGUAAAGAGAUAUGAUAAAUGUGCUGUACAUAAACAUUGGUCAUGUAGUUAUAUAGAUCCUGAAGAUGUAUGUGAUGAGUGUCUUCCAACAAAAGAAACCU